CCCCGGAGCUCAGUCGUGUUUUUGUUAUUGGUGAAAGGUGAGGGAACAGCUGAUACGUCGCUGGGGGGAGGGGUUGGGGGCACCCCUCUGCCCAGCAGGUCAGCGAUCGGCGGCGUUCAGCAUGGAGGAGUCCACGGCCCGGCGAGGCCGGGGAGGGGUCACGUUUCUGAACGUCGCCCGCAUCUACGUCCCCAACACCAAGGUCGAGUGCCACUACACCCUGCCCCCGGGCACGGCCCCCAACGCCAGCGACUGGAUCGGCAUCUUCAAGGUAGAAGCAACCUCCGUCCGCGAUUACCACACCUUCGUUUGGUCCGUGGUCCCCGAGAAUACGGUUGAAGGCGGGCCGGUCCACUCCAGUGUCCAGUUCCAGGCCGGCUACCUGCCCAAGCCGGGCACGCAGCAGUACCAGUUCCGCUACGUGAGCCGGCAGGGCCGGGUGUGCGGGCAGAGCCCCCCGUUCCAGUUCCGGGAGCCGCGGCCCAUGGACGACCUGGUCACCCUGGAGGAGGCCGACGGCGGAGGCGACAUGCUUCUCGUGGUGCCCAAGGCCGCCGUCCUCCAGACCCAGCUGGACGAGAGCCAGCAGGAGCGGAACGACCUGAUGCGGCUGAAGCUGUGGCUGGAGGGGGAGGUGGAGGGGCUGCGGGCCCGCGUCCGGGAGCUGCAGGAGGAGCUGGACGCCAACCGGGGGGAGCGGGCCGGCCUGGCCGACGAGCACCAGGCCCUGUCCCGUGCCCACAGCGAACUGGUGGAGGAGCGGGCCGUGCUGAUCCAGAGACAGGGAGAACAGGCGGCCCGGAUCAUGGAGUUGGAGGGGGACAUCCAAGCCGUCAGCGAAAAGGUCCUCGCCAAAGAGGUGGAGCUGGAUAGGGUCAGGGGCACCGCGAAGGGGCUGAUGCGGGAGCAGGAGCGGCUGCAAGGGCAGCUGAAGGAGGAACAGGCCAGCCGGGAGCAGAGCCAGGAGGAGCUGCGGGCGUCGCAGUCGGAGAACCGGCAGCUGAAUUCCCAGCUCCGCGAGGCCAAGGACCGGGAGGGCCAGGCGGCCGCCCAGGCCCGGCGGCUGCGGGAGGAAGUGGGCCGCCUGCGCGACCAGCUGGACCGGGCCCAGCCGCGGAUGGCCCAGGUGGAGGGGCUGAGGGAGCAGCUGCGAGAGACCCAGGACCUCUUGGCGUCCAGCCAGCAGAAGGCCGCGCUGCUCGGCGAGGAGUUGGCCGGGGCGGCCGCCACCCGAGACCGCACCAUCGCGGAGCUGCAUCGCAGCCGGCUGGAGGCCGCCGAGACCAGCGGCAAACUGGACGACCUCGCCCAGCGCCGGAAAGAGGACAGAGGCCAGUGGAGCAAGGAGCGGGCCAGCCUGCUGCAGAACGUCGAGGCCGAGAAGGACAAAAUCCUGAAGCUCAGCGCGGAGGUGCUACGGCUGGAGAAAGGUCUGAGGGAGGAGCGAAGCCAGCGGCAGAGCCUCAAGACUGAGCUGUCCCGGGAGAGAGACUCCAACUUGGUCCAGCUGUCGGAGACCAGGCGGGAGCUGAAAGAGCUGCGGUCAGCUUUGAGAGUGUUCCAGAAAGAGAAGGAGCAGCUACAAGAGGAGAAACAGGAGCUGCUGGAUUACGUGCGCAAGCUGGAGGCCCGCCUGGAGAAGGUGGCGGACGAAAAGUGGAGCGAGGUGGCGGGCCCCGAGGAUGAGGAGGCUGCGGCCGAGCUGGGCUGUCCGGACUCAGCCCUCCCGGAUUCGGAAGAGGACGAGUCCCCAGAGGACAUGCGACUUGCGGCCCAGCUGAGCCCCUACGGGCUGUGUGACCGGGGCGACCAGGCCCCCACGCCCCCCGGCGCCCGGGAGCCCACCCCCCGAGUGGUCAUCAGCCAGCCGGCCCCCAUCGCCGCCCAGAUCAAGGGGACGUCGGAGGCCAGCAGCUCCGACUCGGAGGCGGAGGACGAGAAGGCCGUUCUGAUGGCCGCCGUGCAGAGCGGGGGCGAGGAGGCCAGCCUUUUGCUGCCCGAACUGGGCUCUGUCUUCUACGACAUGGCCACCGGCUAUAGCGGGGGUCCCUCGUCGCCCCCGUGGCGAGAGUGUCCAGUGUGCAAGGAGCGAUUCCCCACCGAUGCGGUCGGAGACAAGGAGACUCUGGAGGAACACAUGGACAGCCAUUUCUUCUUCAGCACUCAAGAUCCCUUCACCUUUGAAUGACCCCCGCCCCCCGGCCCCGGACAGGGCUGGCGGCGAGGGCUGUCCCAACGGUUUGGGGGGGUAGGCGUGGGUGGACACCCCCCCCCUCCUCAAAGCCCCCCUCUCCGCCAGCCGCCAAACCCCUCCCCUGCUCCUGCCUCCGAUCCCUGUCCCCGGUCAUUUUUAUUCAGGGCCCUCUGCCUGGGGGCAGAGGGAUGGAUGCGAUGACCUCUUGGGAUUGCCUUCCAGGGACCCCGCUCUGAUUCCGCCUCCAUCCCCGACCCCUGCUUGGCCGUAGCGUUCCACACUGGGUCUAGGAAUUUUCUGAGCUGAGACCCUCCCACUUCUGGCUGUGUGAGCCCCCCCAACUCCUUCCACAUCUUCCCCCGAACCCUUUUUGCCACCCCUGGGGUCUGGGGAGUCUUGCAUCCUCCCCUCCAAGGAAUGAAAUGCAUUUGUGCCUUUGGUGGGGCGGGGGGCUGGAGAAACAAGCACACCUUCCCCGGCCCCUCUCCCCCGAAGCUGGAUUCGGCAGCAAUA
Molecule: messenger RNA, 2707 nt
Organism: Tachyglossus aculeatus (Australian echidna)
Lineage: Eukaryota; Metazoa; Chordata; Mammalia; Monotremata; Tachyglossidae
Gene: CALCOCO1
Product: calcium binding and coiled-coil domain 1
Exons: 15
Coding region: 122-2188 (688 amino acids)
Source: RefSeq, a predicted model, not a curated record